UUUUGAUAUUUCAACAGAUAUGACGUGCACAUUAAUUUUGGUGAUGAUUGGUUUGAUAUUUUUUUUAACAUGAUAGUUAACGUCUAUUGGGAGAAAAAGACUUAAUGCCUAUAAAAUACAAAAUACAGUGGCGAUUGUUUCGAUAUUUUCAAAAAUUGAAGUGGGCAUGGGUAAAGAUGUGCAUUUGAAUUUUAAUCACAAUUGGUCGUCGUUCUGUGACAUGAACCAGAUACGAUUUGUUUUACAUGUAGCCUUUCCCCAGGUUAUUGAAUUUGGGGUACAGAUUAGCAAAUUGAAGGGGGGCUUCUUACUAACACCCCCCCCCCUCUCACCGCCGGUGGCUAUUUUGCCCUAUUCAUAUGUAAAUCGGGCGUUUUAUAUACCUAUCCCAUGUCUCCCCUUCAGUGGCAGCACUAAAAAGAAGCCAGGAAUGCCCCCCACCCGCAAGCGCACACCGACUGACCACUAUUCAGGCGGACUGAAGUCUGACAGAAAGAUGAGGAAACCUCUAGUCGAGAAGAAACGACGAGCUCGAAUCAACGACAGUUUACACGAACUCAGGGUUCUCAUGGCGGAUACGGAGCAGUUCCAUUCAAAGAUGGAGAACGCCGAAGUGCUGGAGAUGACGGUCAAACGGGUGGAGAGCAUUCUGCAAAACCGGAAUCAAGAGGUGGACGCCAUCAAUCGAGAGGCGUGCCAGCGUUUUGCGGCUGGUUACAUCCAGUGCAUGCACGACGUACACAAUUUUGUGUCCAGCUGCCCGGGGAUGGAUCCCACAGUGGGGGCCGAGCUGCUCAACCACCUCCUGGAGAGUAUGCCCUUGCACGGCCAGGACCGCCUCAGGGCCACGCUUUUGGACGCAGACCGCCAUGGUGGCCCAUGGUCCCCACCUGCCCCUAGUGUCCCGAUGGCCCAGGGUUCGCUUGUGUCCCCGGCUCCCUCUUCUUCCUCUGCCUCCGGCGAUGACCUAUGCUCUGACCUGGAGGACACCGACUCAGAGCAAAGUCAGGGUUCCUCUUCCGAGGAGUCGGAACAAAGUCAGGUUUUUUCGUCUGAAGAAUCAGAGCCGCAGGACGUGUCGGGAUGUGUGUCAUUAAAUGGCUCCAAAUCUGUUUGGAGACCCUGGUAGAUUGAAGGAGCUGUACACGUUGAUCAGAUAUUUUAAAGCAGUGGUGUCAAACCCGCUUUCAUAUUGGGCCACAUUUUAACUCCGCGUUCUGGGUUGAAGCGACCGAGGUAUUGGGCUAGUGCAAGCCUUAUUUCUAAUUAUCGGGCCCGCAUGGAGGAUGCAGAUACUGGCCACUGAUACUGCAGAAAGAAAAGACAAUAAGUCUUCCUUGCAAGUACUUGGUGCUACACUCUGGCCGUUUGACAUAUCUCUGAAUUAUGUAUGUCAGGAAGACAUAAAGGUAUGUGUUCACAAUUACUCAUCAUUCUGUUAAUUGAAAAUAGUGUUAGUGAUAUCGGUACUCGGUAUCGGUGAGUACUCAAGAGUGAAUACUCGUACUGGAAUCGAACAUCCCUUAUAUAUUUUAUCUAUAUUCUAAUUUAUUAUUGCGGGAGUAAAUUCAAAACAACUUGGGCAAUUAUGCUGUUCGAUUAACACAAUUUUGUAUAUUCUUAACAACAAAUAGAAUUUGAAAUCAAACGUGAUGCAAAUUAGUGAUAACCAAAUAGCUACAGGAAGUAUGAGACUUGUUCAGUUUUUGAUGAGUUAUGGAAUGAUGCGGUCGAGUAUGAUGUCUGUGUUUUAAUGUUAUGCCCUCAGUAAUUUUGGAAGCAUAACUGCCACAUGUACAGGGCAAAUAUACUAUACAGUUUACUGUAUAUGUUUACUUAGAGCAGUGUUUUCCUUACCUUUAUUAGACACAUACUUUACAUUUGAAAAGCAUCUCACGGCACACUACCCCAAAAAAUGUCACCAGGAUUGUGUAAAUUAUUCCUUAUAUUUUUUUAAGUGUUUUUAAUGUCUAUUUAUAUGCAUGAAACGGCAACAGAGAACUUUUACAAUAAAUGGCUUUGUGAAAGUU
This is a messenger RNA of Hippocampus zosterae (dwarf seahorse), 2030 nucleotides long. RefSeq names its product hes family bHLH transcription factor 6 (gene hes6). Gene Ontology annotation, cellular component: nucleus. The transcript has 5 exons. The coding region runs from base 167 to 1129 and encodes 320 amino acids. The record is from RefSeq and is a predicted model, not a curated record. Gene Ontology annotation, biological process: regulation of transcription by RNA polymerase II; regulation of neurogenesis; anterior/posterior pattern specification. NCBI's taxonomy places the organism in Eukaryota, Metazoa, Chordata, Actinopteri, Syngnathiformes, Syngnathidae. Gene Ontology annotation, molecular function: RNA polymerase II cis-regulatory region sequence-specific DNA binding; DNA-binding transcription factor activity, RNA polymerase II-specific; protein dimerization activity.